Coprinopsis cinerea okayama7#130 is the source of this 831-nucleotide messenger RNA. RefSeq lists its product as hypothetical. The coding region runs from base 1 to 831 and encodes 276 amino acids. The record is from RefSeq and is a predicted model, not a curated record. Lineage: Eukaryota; Fungi; Basidiomycota; Agaricomycetes; Agaricales; Psathyrellaceae. The transcript is spliced from 4 exons.
AUGAGACGCGCCCAGAGCGUUAGACACUACGGCAGACCCUCAAUCGCGCUGACGUCUGAUGAUCUAGGCGUUCUCAAGGAACCGGGAGAGUCGGAUGAAGAUGUGCUUAGGAGACAGCUGUUGGAGAAGGAUAGGCAGGUUGACCAGUUGACGGCGCAGGUUGAUCAGCUGAAACUACAGCUGUCGCAGCGUCCGCCACUGGAGGAGAUCCAAGCCCUGACGAAAGAGUACAAGAACUUGGACUUGCUGUUGCAAGGAACACAACGCGAGAACGAGCGGUGCAUGGCUGAACUGGAAAAGGUUAAAGCACGCGAAAAGCUGCUCGAGAAGAAACUCUGCGACCUCGCGGGGGAGAACUGGCAGUCAACACUCGACAUCCCCCCAGCAAGCGGCGCAAUGGCCAUCGGCUCCCGAAGCGGAAUCCUAGGACACCAGCGCACAGGCACAGCUCUCUCCGGCUCACCCAUCGCCGUAUCCACCCUCUCCGGGAUGUACUCCCACUCCCGUGCCGGAUCUUCGUCCUCGUCGUCCUCGCCGUCCGCCUUCACCCACCCCCACCAACAACACCAACAGCAUCAACACCAACAGCAAGACCAGUCCCAGAGCGACGACCACGCCCAUGAUCACACCGCAGACCUCAGUACCCUCCAACUCCAGCAACAAGAAGCCCUAGCACAGAAACUCGAACAAAUCAAACUCCUCGUGUUGGGUAUGGAUCAGAGGUUGCAGACGCGCGAGGGGGCGCUCGCGAAGAAACUUGAAGUGGCGGAGGGUAAUACCAAGAAAUUGGAGGCGUUGAAGAGGGAGUUGCCUGUGGCUAUUAGUGUUUGA